Messenger RNA from Hylaeus anthracinus, 2529 nucleotides. RefSeq lists its product as uncharacterized. The record is from RefSeq and is a predicted model, not a curated record. Bases 423 to 1649 code for a protein of 408 amino acids. Lineage: Eukaryota; Metazoa; Arthropoda; Insecta; Hymenoptera; Colletidae. The transcript has 8 exons.
ACCCUUCGUUCGCCGAGGCGCGCGCGAUUUUAAACGUCGAAUAUGGCGGACCGUGCCGUACGAAAUGGCGGGAAUUUUGAAAUGGCCACCACUCUUUUCAGAAGCACCAGCGUUCGCGCGAAGCGAGCGGUCGCGAUAACGAGUGCUCGCGUCGAUAGAGACCGGAAACGAUGUGAAGGAAAGGAAACGAUGAAGUGCAGCCACGGAAAUCAUUGACUGUGGCGUCGAGGUUUACGAACGUCGUGCGAUACUCCGGUAUCAACGGCGACGUUUACGGGAGGGAAGCGGCGGUUUCCCCGACCGCGGAAAUGAACGUUAGGCGACUGUGCACCGUGCCGGGGGGUUGAACACGUGACGUACGGGUGGUUUCCAGUGCAGCGGCGGCGCCGUUCGCGAAUAUAGGCGGUUCGGUGUUGCUUGAAAUGGACUCGGUGGCGGUGACGGUGCCGCUUCGUCAGCCGACGAAGAAAAUGAAGAAACGGAAGGAGCUCGACGCCCUCGCGCCCCCGCACACCGUAUCCCGACGGAGUUCUGGAAAACGUAGCUCCCAAGAGUUACUAUCAGAUAGCAGCGACGAACGAUCGGAAUACUGGAAUGUAUCGACUAGAAAUGGCCGAAAAUGCAGAGGCAGACGAGGUCGAGCUUGUCCCGGAAUUUUUAAAGCUUGUAGUGCCUUUCUGGCUUGUGCCUCCGUAUUAGCAACCGCUAGUUUAAUUUGGCUGUUCAUCGAUGUUCGUCAGCAACUCACUGCUCUUCGGAACGAGCUGGACCAAGUAAUCGCCGGUAGCGAAGGUGUUCCAGAUGCCCUGCAGAAGUGCCACUCCCUAUCGAGAGAUCUUCAGAACAACCAAACAAUUAUUUUCUCUCAUCUGACCGAUUUUAAGCUUCAAAUCAAUAAUUUUACGUCGCAGCUAGCCGUUAUCCAGCGCGAUCGGCAGAGCGUAGAGGAGUGGUUCAAAGCUGCUCCAGAACUGGCCAACGUACCGACGGACUUGAAAGCACUCUCGAGUAGCGUGGUAUCGUUUGGCAGCCAAAUACAAGACUUGAGUGCCACCGUGAAGACCUUGAAGGAGUUCAACGUAAGGGUGCAGGAUGCCCAGACCACUAUGCAGCAAAAUAUCAGCAGUAUCAAGAACGCCGUGUCGGAGUUGUCCAACAUCACGCAGAAGCCGCAGACCGUUGCUGCCAACGAGACAAAAAUAAAGACUGACGAGCUAGAGGCGGCGAUAAUACGCUUAACGACUAAAUUGACGCGCAUCAAUGAAACUCUCACCAGAGAGUUGCGAUGGUUCUCCGACGAUUGGAGCAAAGACCAUAAAACAUUGGUCUUGCUUCAGGAAACGUCGCAGCACGUUAGCAUGAAAGUGAUAUCUUUGGAGAACGAGUACGUAAACACUACCGCGUCUGUUGAAAAGUUGAAUAACCAAGUGAGCGAGAUUUACGCGGUGAACGCGCAACUAAACGACAGGAUGAAGCAGCUGGAACAAUCGUAUGACACUUUGAAGAAUUCAACGAGUGCGAUGCUCGCUGCGAUACCAGGUGUUCAGAGUCAGAAACUGAAAAGACCUAAGAGCCUGGAAGGAUCGAUCGUUGGGGACGUUCCGAUCGAACAGGAUCACAGUGCGUCUCGGAUGACGAUCUAUCCAUAAAGAACUCGACGAGUAAAUCAAAACGAUCCAGGGUAACCCCGUAAUAUAUUUUAGACGAUAUAUUGCGGAGAUACUUGGGCGAAGAAUCGUUUUGCACGAUGUAGCAACCGUGUCUCCAAAUACGAAGAUGUGUGUAUUUGUAAAUAUUAUCGAAUUAAGUAUGUUGAAAUUCCAUGUAUAUAGAAAGAAAAAUAUCGAAUGCCUCGGGCUAUGUAAUUCCGGUGCACAGAAUAAUCGGCGAGGAUUUAAUGCUCGAUUAUUAUACCGAAAUGUGUUUUACGAUCAAACGUGAACUAAGGGAGAGCUAUUUGUAACUAGCAAUAACGUAUACGUUAAUCUAGUAUUGUGAAAAUCGAAUACCGUGUAUUUGAAGCAUAUUUUCGAAUACGACGGAAUUGCCAAUCUCUAGAGGAUGCUGUAUGUAACUAGCUGAGUAUUUGAGAUAUACCAUCGAAAAGUACAAAGAGCGUUUACACUUGUUCUUGCGUUAUGAAACAAAAUUUAGAAACAUUUAACACCUCUCCCAACCCCUAAAUGUCCAUGUAUAAUUGCAAUAAAUUUUUCUACUCUUCUACCGUUUGUAGCGCAGUAUAGGCCACGAAUUUGCCAAACGUUUUGGUAACGCUAAAGAAUAACCCAAACUUCUGCAGAAUUCAAAACUUUAGACCCCUCUUUUCUCCUACGUUUAUAGAGAACUGAUCGAUUUAGUACUAUGUAUUGUAUUAUAAAAAAAAGUGAGGUUAUGGCAAGUACAUUAGCCAUAUCGUACCAAACGGAUUAUUCGAGGAUCGAAUGGUCCGCGAAUGAAAUAGGGAGCAAGAAAUUUUGUGAAUUCUUUUUGUCGAAAUUAAAUAAAAUAUAAAACAAGGGUGAUGUAUGA